ACGAACUUGCAGAACCGCGAGCACGAGGAGGGCAGAAGUGACUGGUUGGGAUUCCGUCAGUCCAGCCGGAAUGGACUAGACCAGAUUUGAUGUUUUAUAUAUCCUGCAAAAUGGAAUGCAUUCUUUGAAAUCGGCCCAGGCGUCGUCUUGUUCGCUCGACAAUUCCAUUCGGAAUUUCCCACACUGGAAUACAGUUGACCCAUUGUGGGUGACGUCCCCACCCAGCCCAGCUUCUGAUCGCUCGACACACCUCACCCUACAUGAACCCGAUCUCGUCACCUGGUCGCACUCAACCCGGCAAACCAAACUGCUUCAAGGACAUGAGAUUGUGUCAGCUAGCCGUUUAACAGACGGCAGGCUGUGGGCAAAUGGCUGCAACACGUGCAACACCAUAAUCUUGAUUGCCUGUGGAGACAUCAAAAGUGACAAAUAGGGCACAAAAAACUCUGCCUCAGCACUCGUAGCCCACCAUGAUGGCCAUGCGGCUCUCACGCCAGCUGGGCGCCACAAUCUCACAACCCCUUUUACGACCCCGGCCCUGUCCACACCUCCAGUCAGGUGCCUCCCUCUUCCUCCGCCAUGGCCUCGUGCCGGCAGCAGCCACAUCCGCCUCCACGGGGCGGCGGCACAUACACCUCAUACAAGGCGCCGUCGAGACGGCCGAGUCGCUCAUCACCUCGCUACACACAAUCACCGGCACGCCCUGGUACGUCACGAUCCCGCUGGUCGCCAUGGCCGUGAACCUGACGCGUCUGCCCUUCACGGUGCACGCGCAACGCCUGGCCCUCCGCCGUGGCGGCCUGGCGCCGCUGCUGCACGCCUGGCUGUCCACCCACGCCGCCGCCGCCGCCGGCGGAAAGCGCGCGGAUGUCGACAAGAACCUCGCGAGGACCGAGAAGCGCAUCAUGCGCGAUCACGGGCUGCAGAAGUGGAAGUACGCCAGCAGCCUGCUCGCCUUCCCCGUCUGGCUCACCGCCAUCGAGGCCAUCCGGAGGCUGUGCGGCGGGCCCACGGGGCUUCUGGGGCAGAUGCUCUUCUCUGAGCCUGCAUUGGGCCUUGAAACUGCGAUCGAGGGCCUUUCGGGCGCGGCGGCUGCGGCCGGCGCCAGCUUUGACGCCUCGCUAGCCACCGGUGGGGCGCUCUGGUUUCCCGACCUGACGGUGGCGGACCCGUACCACGUGCUGCCCAUGCUCUUGUCCGCCGUCAUGUUUCACAACGUUAGGCCGAAGACCGCGGCGGGCCUUCGAGCUAUGAUUUCGCCCGAUAAAGCACACCCCUCUCUCAAAGGCUGGAGGGGAGCGCUGAGGAGGAGCGUCGUCCUGCUGGCUGUGUCGAUUGGCCCCAUCACUAUGGACAUGCCGGCCGCCUUGCAUCUGUACUGGCUGUGCUCGGCCAGUUUCGGUGCCAUAACCACAGAGCUCGUGAACUUGGCUAUUCCCCUUCCGAAACCAAUCUCGAGGUGCAAGGGCAAAGAUAGACUGUUGGUUAUGCCGCGCCGCGCAACCUGAAGCAGGCUCGUGGGCACAAGGUCUCACGCAUGUUCGGUCAGGGGUAAAGAAAAAAAAAAAAAGCUUUAGAGAAAUUGAAGGUGAAAAAUCAAAACGUUGAAAGAGAAAUCAGAACCUGGCCGCAUCGGUUGAACUAAACAAACUGGGCCCUAGGCACUACGUAAGAGCGCCUAGGUACCUGCAUAAUGCUAGCUGGUGUCCCCAAAAGGCCGUGAGAUAACGCUACAAC
This is a messenger RNA of Gaeumannomyces tritici R3-111a-1, 1737 nucleotides long. RefSeq lists its product as hypothetical. Gene Ontology annotation, biological process: mitochondrial respiratory chain complex IV assembly; protein insertion into mitochondrial inner membrane from matrix. The record is from RefSeq and is a predicted model, not a curated record. Gene Ontology annotation, cellular component: mitochondrial inner membrane. The coding region runs from base 471 to 1508 and encodes 345 amino acids. The transcript has a single exon. NCBI's taxonomy places the organism in Eukaryota, Fungi, Ascomycota, Sordariomycetes, Magnaporthales, Magnaporthaceae. Gene Ontology annotation, molecular function: membrane insertase activity.